AAGGCAGGAACAAAGCGAGGACAGGCCAGGACAAGCAUAGCCAAUUUCUAGUUUUCCUUUUCCAUCUCACAGCAGCAAGCAGGAUUCAGCAGCGGAGGCGCGCCUCUGGAAUGAAUGGUGGGGGGCGUUCUGGUGGAGCACCGAACCUUUUCUAGAGCUGCUUGCUGCUAGGUGGAGGAGGCUGGCUAACACCGAGCUAGGAGGAAGAGAGGGAGGGGAAGACUCUCUUUUCAUGAGCAGAAGGGAGGCACACGAUUACCAGUUCUGAAGGAGGCUUUACCUGUAUGGAAGACGGAAGAGGCGCCCAGCCCAGCAUCUCCAUGGCGCGCACCACGUCAUCCGAGGGUGCUGCGGUUGACUUGGAUCUCCUGGAGCAGCUGCUCUCCGGUGACAACGGCUGGCUUGAAGUGGCGACCAACGCUUCGCGCUCGUCCAACUACUUUGCUUCUCCUUCCACCUUCCUCUCAGAUGCCACUGCCACCACCACCACCAUGCCGCCGACAAGUGCAAAUAACACCUGGAUGCACCCAAGCUCGACCUUCCGGCAACGGCUUGACCAAGCACUAGCAUUCAUCAAGGAGACGCAAAGAGACACCGAUGUGCUCGUGCAGCUGUGGUUGCCUGUCAAAGGCAACGAUGGGCAGCUGGUGUUGUCAACGACCGGGCAGCCGUUCUCUCUUGACAAGAGCUCUGAGAGCCUCAGACGGUUCAGGGAUGUGUCUACACGAUACACGUUCUCUGCAGAUGUCGCGUCGGAGUCCUCGCCGGUGCCGGUGGGGCUCCCAGGGAGGGUAUUCAUUGGCAAGCUCCCCGAGUGGUCUCCUGAUGUUCGCUACUUCACCAGAUAUGAAUACCCCCGGGUGAACGAUGCCCAGUCCUUGAACGUCCAUGGGACGAUGGGUCUUCCAGUGUUCGAGCAGGGGAACUACACGUGCUUGGGUGUUAUGGAAUUGAUCAUGACUAAACAGAAGCUCAACUUCACAUCUGAGAUCAACAACAUCUGCUGUGCUCUCCAGGCAGUUAAUCUGAGAAGCACAGAAGUUUCAAGCAUUCCACGUGCAAAGCUCAACAGUGCUUCCUACAGAGAUGCUCUGCCAGAGAUACUGGAAGUCCUAAGAGCAGCCUGCAUCACUCACAGGCUCCCAUUAGCUCAGACCUGGGUCACAUGUGCUCAGCAAGAGAAGGGGGGCAGCCGCCACUCCGAUGAAAACUACAGGUACUGCAUCUCCACCAUUGACGCGGCAUCCUACGUCAAUGAUCCGAAGAUGCAGAACUUCCAUGACGCCUGCUCUGACCACCACCUUCUGCGUGGGCAAGGGGUUGCAGGGAAAGCCUUCACCACAAACCAGCCAUGCUUCCUACCAGACAUUGGAUCUUCAACAAAACUGGAAUACCCAUUGUCUCACCAUGCGAAGAUCUUCAACUUAAAAGGUGCAGUGGCAAUCCGAUUGAGGUGCACACGCACCGGGACAGCGGACUUCGUGCUGGAAUUCUUUCUGCCAACUGAGUGUGAAGCACUUGAGGAGCAGAAGGCAGUACUGGACUCCUUGUCGGGCACCAUGCGCAAUGCUUGCCAAACUCUACGCGUGGUUACAGACAAGGAGAUGGAGGAUGAGGCAAUGCUUGAAAUGAAUGAGCUGAACUCGUUUAGUCCCCAGGGGAAGAACAAAGUUGAGUUGUCCUUUGGAGACAAAGCAACAGAACAUAGAGAGGAUGCAUCUUGGACAAGUCUAGCAGGGUAUUCACAGAAAGAAUCAGAUUUAGCUGAACAAAGUAUCCAUGGAGGGCAGAGUUCGUCUUUAGCUGGCAUUCAGACAUCAGCAGAAGGCAGCAAAGGAAAAAGGCGCACAAAGACGGAGAAGACUGUGAGCUUGCAGGUUCUUCGGCAGUACUUUGCUGGUAGCCUGAAAGAUGCAGCAAAGAGCCUAGGAGUGUGCCCUACCACUCUGAAAAGAAUAUGCAGGACCCAUGGCAUAAACCGCUGGCCAUCCCGAAAGAUCAAGAAGGUAGACCAUUCUCUAAGAAAGCUGCAACAGAUCAUCGAUUCGGUUCAUGGAGGAGAGACGGCUUUCCAACUUAAUACCCUGUACAAGGAUCUCACAAACACCCCUGUAUCAUCUGAUAACAAUUUGUCAGCAAGCAUCACAGUUCCUCCAACUCAGCAGACCAAUCUUAACGAUUUUGAAAAGCACCAACACCACAGGCUAGGCAACAAUGUACCAUCAACCUCACACUCACAUUCAUCAUGCAGCCAAAGUUCUGAUUCAAGCCCGUCCUGCAGUGGUGGAGCAACACAACAUCAACCAUCGUAUGGGGUUGAUUUGAUGAAGUCUGGAAGUCCUAUGAAGCACAGCCCCGUCCCGACCCUGCAAACAGAAAAUGGCACAUUAAAUGGACAUUUCUCAGUUCAGGAGGCACCACGAGAUCUUUCUCAUAAUGGUAAUCAAGAGGCUAUAGGCGGACAGCAUUAUUCUCAGAGCCUAUCACCCCCCAAACAGAAUACGGAUGUAGAUAUGAGAGUAAAGGCCACAUUUGGCUCAGAAAAGGUCAGGUUCAGAUUGAAGCCUGAGUUAGGCUUUCAAGAACUGAAGCAGGAGAUGGCAAGACGUUUGGGUAUAGUAGACACAAGUUCUAUGAUUGUUAAGUACCUGGAUGAUGAUUCAGAGUGGGUCUUGAUGACAUGUGAUGCAGAUUUACAAGAGUGCCUUCAUGUAUAUAAACUAGCAAAUAUCCAAACUGUCAAAGUUUCAGUUCAUCUAGUUGCUAGCCCAGAAACAAGGGUCACUAUUGGUCACACUGGUUUGUCAUGAAGACACCAUAGGCCUCACAAGCUUGUCAGAUUUAAUUAGAAAUCUACGAAGAAGCAGUGCUUGGUUUUACCCCAGGGAAACCCAGAAAGAAUUCUUGGUACCGCAGGUUAUGUGCCAAGUAGCGUUACCACACCUAGUUAUGAUGAUGGAUUAACUUUUGAUUUGAUUCUGAGGUUAGGAGCUGCUGAUGACAUUAGAAUAUUUGACUAUGGGAAAGCCAGUUUUGAAAAUUAGGAUACACUGAAAAAAUCAUGCAUUGACUUGUAAAUACUCUCAUUGAUGCGCCCCAAACUCUGAACGACAGUCCAACUUGAUUAAGUUGAUAUGGUGAAAUAUAUCUAUGUAAGGUUUGCUCCAGAUACCUUUUGGUUCUUGGAAUGUUGAUGUGCAAUAAUCCUCAAUGGCCUGUGUCUGAUUACUGAUCAACUUCAGUGCUCCCUUCAGAGGAUAUUACAGCAUUCAACCCCUCAACCAAGUUACCAGCACCAACGCUUUCGAGUUAUUCAGCGUGCUUCAUCAUUCAAUGGGCAUGGAGCUCUGCUUUUCAAACAAAAAGUUCUGCAGUAAUUAUUCUGGAUUAGUUCUAGAUAUUGGAGGAUUAGGAUAUUUUGUUCAAUUUGUUUUUCCUCAAAAAGUUAAAUAUGUACGGUACACUCGUACCACAUGAAGUGUCUCUUGAGAAAGACAAUGUACAGACUACAUUUGUUUUCUUUAAGAAGUUCGAAAUUUAUCAACUA
Molecule: messenger RNA, 3547 nt
Organism: Lolium perenne
Lineage: Eukaryota; Viridiplantae; Streptophyta; Magnoliopsida; Poales; Poaceae
Product: protein NLP1
Molecular function (GO): protein binding; DNA-binding transcription factor activity
Source: RefSeq, a predicted model, not a curated record